Molecule: messenger RNA, 1650 nt
Organism: Fonsecaea multimorphosa CBS 102226
Lineage: Eukaryota; Fungi; Ascomycota; Eurotiomycetes; Chaetothyriales; Herpotrichiellaceae
Exons: 3
Coding region: 1-1650 (549 amino acids)
Biological process (GO): xenobiotic detoxification by transmembrane export across the plasma membrane
Molecular function (GO): fluconazole transmembrane transporter activity
Source: RefSeq, a predicted model, not a curated record
AUGGCCGAGUUUCUUAAAGAGACGCCCGCAGGCCAGUUUCUACGCCUGCUGGGGUUUCGGUCUGAUGGCCUCUUGUAUCCUGAGGAGAAGCCGGGCUUCGAGCCCACCAUGGUCCCUGUCGACCGCGACAGGUCACCGUCUCCCGCCGAAAGCGACCUGGAGAAAAUCCUGCCCAAGCAAUCUGCCACCGUCCGCACAACCGAAAAGGACGAUACAACAGUGACCGUCUCGGACAAAGACUCGGAGUAUCUUGUCGUGUCCUGGACUGAUGAGAAGGAUCCCGCAAACCCUCGGAACUGGUCCCAGGGCAAGAAGCAGUGGACCCUCUCAGUGGUCAAUCUGUACACGUUCUGCGUCUACUGCACAGCGUCCAUCAUCACGCCGACUGCGGGAGCCAUCCAGGUGCGAUAUGGUGUCUCUAUUGUGGUGGCAAGCCUGGGACUGUCCAUGUAUGUUGUUGGCUAUGGUCUGGGACCCAUGUUCUUUUCUCCCAUCAGCGAGAUCCCCCGAAUCGGGCGGAACCCCCCUUAUCUCUACUCUUUCGUGGCAUUCUUCGUCGUCUCCAUUGCCCUUGCCUUCGUCGACAAUUUCCCUGCCAUCAUUGUCCUUCGAUGGCUGCAGGGUCUCUUUGGCAGCCCAGCCUUGGCUAGUGGCGCGGCUUCGAUCGAAGAUAUAUACGACAUCUACAAUGCUCCGUAUGGCUAUGUAUGGUGGAUUGCAGCCAUGUAUUGCGGCCCUGCUGUCGGCCCGUUGAUGGCUGGAUAUGCUGUGCCUCAUGAUUGGAGAUGGCCGCUCUACGAAGUCAUCAUCAUGUCGGGGAUCAUUCUGUUGCUGUUGCCAUUCCUGCCGGAGACCUACCCGGGUACCAUCCUCCUCAACCGAGCAAAGCGACUUCGGAAAGCCACAGGGGACGACCGAUACCGGGCAGAGAGUGAACUGCACCCUAUCCCCUUGAAGACUCUCCUCCAGGAGUCCCUGAUCCGACCGCUGGAGAUCACCAUCAAAGACCCUGCGGUCCUCUACGCGGCACUCUACGGCGGCCUCGUCUACGCGACGUACUACUCCUUCUUCGAGGCCUUCCCGCUGGUCUACCUCGGCACCUACCAGAUGUCCCUCGGCCAGCUGGGCCUGAUAUUCUUGGGAUUGAUGACCGGCUGCAUCUUCGGGCUGACGUGCUACUACGUCUAUCUCCGCCGCUGGUUCAUCCCCAGGGCGCGCAAGUACCACGCCGAGAAGGGCAAGGCGGUCGAACAGGAAGAAUGGCUGCGGCCGGGUAUGGCCGGCGUCUGGGGCCCUCCCAUCGGCUUGCUGGUGUUUGCCUGGACGGCGCGCGCCGACAUCCACUGGAUCGCCCCCACGAUCGGCAUCAACAUCUGGGCCGCCGGCAGCUUCUGCAUGUUCCAAAGCAUCAUCUGCUACGUCGCCCUGGCGUACCCCAAGUACGUCGCCUCGUUGUUUGCCGCCAACGACUUUGCCCGCUCCAUGCUCGCCGCGGGCUUCGUCCAGUUCUCGAGGUCCAUGUACGUCGAUCUCGGCAUCGGCAAGGGCGUUACCGUGAUUGCGGGCCUCUCGGGCGUGGGCGUCGCGGGAAUGUAUGGCCUCUACUACUUUGGCGCGUUCCUGCGUUCCAGGAGUAAGUUCACUGGCUGA